UGGAUUAACAAAUUUUUUUGACAAACAAUAAAAAAGAGUUUAGCUGUUACAUGAAACAAUUAUUAGAUUAUCUGUAGGUUAUUCCCGCUCUCUUAACUGGUGAUUUUCUGCAUUCCCUUCUGUAGCGUCUCUUAAACAUCCCAGGACUCCACCAACAAAUCCUUCUAUUGAUUAUCCAUCCGGGGAAUCUGAUCAUGCUGCCAAGAGAACUAGGUCACUGGGAAUAUCUGAUGAGGUUAAUCUUCCCGUGAACGUGCUACCUAUAUCAUUUCCAGGGCAAAGUCAUAAUCAAGCUCUUAGUGUACCUGAUGACUUGCCCAAGACUGUUGCAAGAACAUUAAACCAGGGAUCAUCUCCCAUGAGCAUGGAUUUUCAUCCUUCUCAGCAGACAUUGCUUCUAGUUGGCACGAAUGUUGGAGAUAUUGCAUUAUGGGAAGUUGGUUCGAGGGAGAGACUGGUGUUGAGAAACUUCAAAGUCUGGGAAUUGGGUGCAUGUUCAAUGCCGUUACAGACUGCAUUGGUGAAAGAUCCCGGUGUCUCCGUUAACCGUGUUAUAUGGAGCCCCGAUGGUUCGUUAUUUGGGGUCGCAUACUCUAGGCACAUCGUUCAAAUAUAUUCUUAUCACGGGAAUGAUGAUAUACGUCAACAUUUGGAGAUUGAUGCUCAUGUUGGAGGCGUAAAUGAUCUUGCAUUCUCUCACCCUAAUAAGCAGCUCUGUGUUAUAACAUGCGGAGACGACAAAACUAUAAAGGUUUGGGAUGCCACAUCUGGUGCAAAACAAUAUACAUUUGAGGGUCAUGAGGCACCUGUAUACUCUGUGUGCCCUCACCAUAAAGAGAACAUUCAGUUUAUUUUCUCUACAGCAUUAGAUGGAAAAAUAAAAGCAUGGUUAUAUGAUAAUUUGGGAUCUCGAGUAGAUUAUGAGGCUCCUGGUCGUUGGUGCACAACAAUGGCAUACAGUGCUGAUGGAACUAGAUUGUUUUCAUGUGGAACCAGCAAAGAUGGGGAGUCACACAUUGUCGAGUGGAACGAAAGUGAAGGGGCUGUUAAGAGAACAUAUUUAGGGUUUCGGAAAAGAUCGCUAGGUGUGGUACAAUUUGAUACAACUAAAAAUAGAUUUUUGGCAGCUGGUGAUGAUUUCUCAAUCAAAUUCUGGGAUAUGGACCAUGUUCAACUCCUGACAACUAUUGAUGCUGAUGGAGGUCUUCCAGCAAGCCCUCGAAUUCGAUUCAACAAGGAUGGUUCUCUAUUGGCUGUUUCUGCUAAUGAAAAUGGGAUAAAGAUUUUGGCAAAUAAUGAUGGUAUUCGUUUAGUACGCACUUUUGAGAACCUAGCUUAUGAUGCUUCCAGGGCAUCUGAAACAGCUAAGCCUACAGUAAAUUCAAUAUCUGGAUCAGCAAACAAUUCUGGGUUUGCAGAUAGGGUGGCCUCUGCUGUUGGCAUCAGUGGAAUGAAUGGAGAUGCAAGAGAUGCCAGAAAUAUGGUGGAUGUAAAACCCCGGAUUAAUGAAGAGCCUAAUGACAAAUCCAAGAUAUGGAAGCUCACUGAAAUUAGUGAAUCAUCACAGUGCCGGUCCUUGAAGCUUCCUGAGAACCUCAGAGUGACUAAGAUAUCAAGGUUAAUAUAUACAAACUCUGGUAAUGCCAUCUUAGCAUUAGCAUCAAAUGCUAUUCACCUACUUUGGAAGUGGCAAAGAAAUGAACGCAAUUCAAGUGGCAAGGCAACGGCCAGCGUUUCACCUCAAUUGUGGCAACCUUCAAGUGGCAUCUUAAUGACAAAUGAUGUGCACGAAUCAAACCAUGAGGAAGCUGUCUCCUGCUUUGCUUUAUCCAAGAAUGACUCGUAUGUGAUGUCAGCAUCUGGAGGAAAGAUCUCCUUGUUCAAUAUGAUGACAUUCAAGACAAUGACAACUUUCAUGCCUCCACCUCCAGCAGCAACUUUUCUUGCAUUCCAUCCUCAAGAUAACAACAUUAUCGCUAUUGGCAUGGAUGAUUCUACCAUCCAGAUAUAUAAUGUCCGAGUGGAUGAGGUUAAAAGCAAGCUUAAAGGCCACUCGAAAAGGGUAACUGGCCUCGCCUUCUCUCAUGUGCUCAAUGUUCUGGUUUCGUCGGGAGCUGAUUCUCAGCUGUGUGUAUGGAGCACUGAUGGGUGGGAAAAGCAGAGGGCUAGAUCCUUGCAGCUACCAGGGAGAUCGACAUCUCAAUCAGAUACCAGAGUGCAGUUUCAUCAGGAUCAAACUCAUUUUCUGGUUGUGCAUGAGGCACAGAUUGCUAUAUAUGAAACAACAAAAUUGGAAUGUUUAAAGCAGUGGGUUCCGCGUGAAAGUGCUGCCCCAAUUUCUCAUGCCACAUUCUCGUGUGAUAGCCAGCUAAUAUAUGCCAGUUUCUUGGAUGCAACUGUGUGCGUAUUCACUGCAGGGCACCUCCAUAUGCGAUGCCGUAUUAUUCCUUCAGCUUAUCUAUCACCCAGUAUUAGUGCAAAUAUCCACCCAGUUGUAGUUGCAGCACAUCCACAAGAUCCGAACCAGUUUGCAUUAGGUCUGUCAGAUGGUAGUGUUCAUGUUUUCGAACCACUUGAAUCUGAAGGCAAAUGGGGCGUCCCUCCACCACUUGAAAAUGGAUCAGCAAAUGGCAUGACAACCGCUCCAUCUAUUGGAGCUUCAGGCUCCGAACAAGCACCAAGAUAACAAAGAGAGCAAAAAGGCUUGCGUUUUGUUUUGCUGGAUCUUAUCCGAAUUUCAGUUCACACUGACGAGUAAAUGUUCGUUCUAGGAGACUAACCAGAAUCCUCCAAGUCAAAACACGAAGUGUAUGUAACGCCCCAAAAAUUUGUGUUCUUUGUAAUUGGAAGGGAAGAAAUAUCUUCGCUAGGGGCUAGGAGUCUUAGGACUAGCUGCAGCCGACUUGGUUUUUCUACCAAUAUUGUGGCUUUCAUUUGUGGUACUCUAUUAGCUGCAGGACAUAAUUUAGCUCAGCAUUCUCCAACGUGUAAAUCUCCAACUCAUGAGGUAAGAUGUAAUGUAAAAUGAAUACUUUACUCUUUGUAAUCUUUAGUGUAGUGAGGAAUUCCUCCUAUCAGCUUUCUAAUUCGAGUGAUUCUUGAAUUGGA
Messenger RNA from Lycium ferocissimum, 3108 nucleotides. Its product is annotated as protein TOPLESS-like. Gene Ontology annotation, biological process: regulation of DNA-templated transcription. Gene Ontology annotation, molecular function: protein binding. The record is from RefSeq and is a predicted model, not a curated record. The coding region runs from base 359 to 2686 and encodes 775 amino acids. NCBI's taxonomy places the organism in Eukaryota, Viridiplantae, Streptophyta, Magnoliopsida, Solanales, Solanaceae. The transcript is spliced from 19 exons.